GUGGCUUGAAGAUGAAAGUGAAGCCCAAGAGAAGUUACUGUAACUACCUCCUACCCUACAAGUCAAGUCCAUCAUGUCGUCCUAAGACAGCUGUCAUCACGAUGGAGAACAUGCAGCCUGAGAAAAUUGCAGAGAAACAAACUGAAGAUAUAGCAAAUAAUGACAACAUCUAUGUAUUCCAUCCUGGAAUGGUGCCUCCUUCCAGACAGAUGUUCUAUCAGUACUGUGAUAUUGAUGUGCCUGAAAUUCAAGAGAUGUUGGAAAAAUUACCAGUUCCACCACCUGGUGCCAAAUGCCAUGAACGCCUGGGAUGGAUGCCAAGUGGUAUGGAUGACAGAUGCCGGGAAAUUAUCAGCAAACUCGUCACUGAAGUUCUAAAGCAAGAAAAUGUGUUCAUACCAUCCAAUGAAACCGAAAAACAAAGCAGAGAGCAAGAAAAGGACAGUGAUGAAGACUAUGAUUUUGAUGAUGAUUAUGUUGAGGGUGAUGACAGUGAUUGAUGGCCAAAUGAUCUGUAUUAGAAAUGA
Messenger RNA from Cryptotermes secundus, 527 nucleotides. Its product is annotated as general transcription factor 3C polypeptide 5. Gene Ontology annotation, cellular component: transcription factor TFIIIC complex. The record is from RefSeq and is a predicted model, not a curated record. Gene Ontology annotation, biological process: transcription initiation at RNA polymerase III promoter. NCBI's taxonomy places the organism in Eukaryota, Metazoa, Arthropoda, Insecta, Blattodea, Kalotermitidae.